This is a messenger RNA of Perca flavescens (yellow perch), 1064 nucleotides long. It is a transcript of the gene ccnc, whose product is annotated as cyclin C. Gene Ontology annotation, molecular function: cyclin-dependent protein serine/threonine kinase regulator activity. The transcript is spliced from 12 exons. Gene Ontology annotation, biological process: regulation of transcription by RNA polymerase II. Bases 126 to 977 code for a protein of 283 amino acids. The record is from RefSeq and is a predicted model, not a curated record. NCBI's taxonomy places the organism in Eukaryota, Metazoa, Chordata, Actinopteri, Perciformes, Percidae.
CCCCGGGAAGGUUUUGAUGUCACUCCAGUGUCUGUAUAGCACAAAUACUUUGCCAGUGCUAUCCGCUUCUUUGUAGUAGAGUUAUAUUAUUAGAAAGUGUUCUUCUCUACCUCAGUUGCUACGAGAUGGCGGGAAACUUUUGGCAAAGUUCUCAUUAUCUGCAGUGGGUUCUGGACAAACAGGACCUGAUGAAAGAGCGCCAGAAGGAUCUGAAGUUUCUCUCAGAAGAGGAGUACUGGAAGCUGCAGAUUUUCUUUGCAAAUGUGAUCCAGGCUUUGGGGGAACACCUGAAGCUGCGACAGCAGGUCAUUGCUACCGCAACGGUUUACUUUAAACGCUUCUAUGCCAGGUAUUCCCUGAAAAGUAUAGAUCCAGUGCUCAUGGCUCCUACCUGUGUCUUCCUGGCUUCUAAAGUUGAGGAAUUUGGAGUUGUGUCCAAUACCAGGCUGAUCUCUGCAGCAACAUCUGUGUUGAAAACAAGAUUUUCCUAUGCCUUUCCAAAGGAGUUCCCUUACAGAAUGAAUCAUAUAUUAGAAUGUGAGUUCUACCUUCUGGAGUUGAUGGACUGCUGCCUGAUAGUGUACCACCCUUACAGACCACUGUUGCAGUAUGUGCAGGAUAUGGGACAGGAAGACAUGCUGCUGCCCCUGGCCUGGCGAAUAGUAAAUGACACAUACAGGACGGAUCUGUGUCUGCUCUACCCUCCCUUCAUGAUUGCCUUGGCCUGUCUGCAUGUUGCCUGUGUGGUACAGCAGAAAGAUGCCAGGCAGUGGUUUGCAGAGCUCUCUGUUGACAUGGACAAAAUCCUGGAGAUCAUCCGUGUCAUUCUGAAGCUCUAUGACCAGUGGAAAAAUUUUGAUGACAGAAAGGAGAUAGCUGCCGUGCUCAACAAGAUGCCAAAGCCCAAACCUCCUCCUAACAGUGAAAGUGACCAGAGCUCCAAUGGGAACCAAAGCAACUCCUACAGCCAGUCCUAGCGUGGUGUCUAUAUUUCCGUGGGAAUCCAUAUUUUUGAUUUUUAAAAUGUCACACAACCUUUUGUGACGUUAGUUGGGGAAAAAAAA